Capra hircus (goat) is the source of this 1219-nucleotide messenger RNA. It is a transcript of the gene NANOS2, whose product is annotated as nanos C2HC-type zinc finger 2. Gene Ontology annotation, biological process: oogenesis; negative regulation of translation. Bases 68 to 484 code for a protein of 138 amino acids. The transcript has a single exon. Gene Ontology annotation, cellular component: perinuclear region of cytoplasm. NCBI's taxonomy places the organism in Eukaryota, Metazoa, Chordata, Mammalia, Artiodactyla, Bovidae. The record is from RefSeq and is a predicted model, not a curated record. Gene Ontology annotation, molecular function: zinc ion binding; mRNA binding.
ACUCCUGUCUGCGGGCCCCCAGCCCACUUCUCUCCAGCCACCCACCAUCAACACUCCCCCGGGUGCCAUGCAGCUGCCACCCUUUGACAUGUGGAAGGACUACUUCAACCUGAGCCAGGUGGUGCUGGCACUGAUCCAGAGUCGGGGGCAGGGGCUGGAGACCCAAGGGACUGGGGAGCCGAGACCCGGGCCCCAUGUGGAGCAGGAUCAGGGGCAGGGAGGACGGGGGACUGGCGGGGGCCUGGCCACCCUGUGCAACUUUUGCAAACACAAUGGAGAGUCUCGCCACGUGUACUCCUCACACCAGCUGAAGACCCCGGAGGGCGUGGUGGUGUGUCCCAUCCUGCGGCAUUAUGUGUGUCCCCUGUGCGGGGCCACCGGGGACCAGGCCCACACGCUCAAGUACUGCCCGCUCAACGGGGGGCAGCAGUCUCUCUAUCGCCGCAGUGGGCGCAACUCAGCCGGCCGCAAGGUCAAGCGCUGAAGACCGUCAGGUACCCACCCGCAGCAGCCCCAACCCUCCCUGGUUCAGCCCUCCCAAGCCCCUGGACUCUCCCCAUCUCUGGACUCUUCCGGCCCUUUGGAACGUCUGACUCUCAGUACUCGAUCCCUGCUGGAUCCUGGAACAACGCAGGCAGUGGGAAGGCAGGCCAGCUCUGCCGCCCCUUAGAACUCUCAGCUCUCGGGACUCUGUCUGGGAGUGUUUGUGGAUUCUCCGGUGCAGCGGGAUCCCCUACUCCUUGGACCACACAGCCCUGUGGCUCCUCCUGGGCCACAGUCCAUGGAUCUUUAGUUCUUCUGGGACGCUUGCCCUGCCUCUGACUUCUCAGUCCUCAGGGUUCCAUUCCUUGGGGAAUUCUUGGACCGUCGGGCUUGCAGGACUCCGCUGUGUUCUCCCAGGGACACCCCUGAGAAUCUGGAGAGAGUCAACAGGCUGGCGUGGACCUUCCAGCACAAGAACUUCAACAUGGGAUUCUGACUUAAACCAGCCUUCUCCGCCUCCUUCGGGCCACCGGCAGACCCAUCGUUUCAUCGUGGACGGCACCGGAUGGGUCCCGCCCUCAGCAUCCUAUCCAUCAAGAGCUGGGGGAAGGAGCGGUCACGUUAGAGGGACACCACGUCUUCGCAAGCUUGUCUGGGGCUGGAGAGCCUUGGGGUGAGCCAGUACCCUUGAACUCCCCCCACCCCCGCUGUUCUUCCCAUCGUUCAUUCCUUUUAC